AUGCGGGGAGCUCAUGCCAAGUACAUAGCAGCUGAUCUGGUGACGUGCAUCGAGGUGGUUGAGGCGUACGUGGAGAGGACCAAGGAGGUCAAUCCACUCAUCAACGCCGUCGUUAAGGACCGGUUUGAGGAGGCCCUGCAGGAAGCCCGGCAGGUCGAUAAGCUGCUUUCGGAGGGCCCUGGCGAUGACUACCUGGAGGAGAAGUUCCCCUUGUUAGGGGUUCCCAUCACCGUCAAGGAGGCCUUUUCUUUGCACGGGAUGCCCAACACGUCUGGCUUGGUCAACCGCCGCAAUGUGAUUGCCACCUCGGAUGCCACAGUGGUGUCCCGGCUGAAGCAGGCCGGUGCCAUCCCGCUGGGGGUGACCAACUGCAGCGAGCUGUGCAUGUGGUACGAGUCCAGCAACAGGGUCUACGGCCGGACCAACAACCCCUACGACCUGCAGAGGAUCGUGGGUGGCAGCUCAGGUGGGGAGGGCAGUGCCCUGGCAGCUGCCUGCUCCGUCAUAGGUGUGGGCUCCGACAUUGGUGGCAGCAUCCGGAUGCCUGCCUUCUUCAAUGGAGUCUUUGGCCAUAAACCCACGACAGGGGUGGUGCCCAACGACGGCCAGUUCCCAAAUGCUCGAGGGGUGCGGACCAGCUUCCUGUGCACGGGGCCCAUGUGCCGCUACGCGGAGGACCUGGAGCCUAUGCUGAGGGUCAUGGCUGGUCCUGGAGUCAACAAGCUGAAGCUGGAUGAAAAGGUGUCACUGGAGAAAAUAAAAUUUCACUGCAUGGAUCAUGACGGCGGGUCCAUUUUUGUAUCACCUGUGGACAAGGAGAUCUUGCAGGCUCAAAAAAAGGUGGUGGAGCACCUUGAAGGCAAGCUGGGGGUCCAAGUUCAGCGCGUGUCCAUCCACAAGAUGAAGUAUUCUUUCCAGAUCUGGUCAGCCAUGAUGUCGUCCAAGGACAGUGAUGGGCAGGAGGCACAGCUAUUCACGGACCUGCUGGGGGAUCACGGAAAACCAGUAUGGCCACUGUGGGAGCUGAUGAAGUGGCUUGUGGGGAUGUCUUCCCACACUCUUCCAGCUAUUGCCCUUGGGCUGACAGAGAAGCUGAUGAAACUCAACCCUGGUGGUAAUGCCAAGCUGGUGAGCAUGGGGAAGAGCCUGCAGGAGGAGAUGGAGGCCUUGCUGGGGCCAGAUGGAGUUCUCCUCUACCCCUCCCACCCCACCAUAGCUCCCAGGCACCACUCCCCCAUAUGCAUGCCCUUCAACUUCGCCUACACAGCUAUCUUCAACGUCCUGGGCUUGCCAGUGACGCAGUGCCCACUGGGCCUGAGCAGCGAGGGCUUGCCACUGGGCAUACAGCUGGUGGCUGCCUCCUACAAUGACCACCUGACGCUGGCGGUAGCCCGGUAUCUGGAAGAGGCCUUUGGAGGAUGGGUUUUGCCUGGGAAAGUUUAACCUGGGCUCCUGGCACUGCAGGGAGGCAGGGAUGGAGAUGGUGGUACCCAGGCGGGCGCUGAUGCCUCAUUCUGCCAUAGCACUACCUGCUCCAUCCACACCCUUCCUGGUGCCUUCCUGGGAGUGGCCGGCAGUGCCUCCAGCCCCUGGGGAAGCCGGGCUGUUGCCGGUGGAGUCGUAUCCUCUCUGCAGCACCCUUUGCCCUGAGAGAGACCUGCCCUCCCUGUGGCCCUUUGGGAACCCCAGUGCCACAGGCUGGCAGUAGGCUGUCUGUGUCCUGCCUGUGGCAGGCAUCUAGAUUCUGGGCAUGGAGAUGGCAUCUCUCUGUACACUUGCUGCUUUGAAGAUGCUGAGUGAAGGCUGGGGAGAGGAGGUGCUGCCAGACUGCUUGGGGACAACUGCCCAGAACCACCCUUGGAGCCCCUGGGUGCAUCCAUCCUCUUUGGCCUUGCCUUGCCCACAGGACUGGGACUGCACCUGGUGCACCACAGGCUUGCCAGCCUCUGAAACCUCCUUGAGCUGCUACAGGGUUUCACACACCCUCUAACCAAAAGGGAGAGGGGCUGAGGGUGCUGGAGGCAGCCGUAUGCUUGUAUCACUGGGGGUGCUUUGUGGAGUGGAUGGUGCUGGACUCUACCUCGCCUGGAGCUGAUGGGCAAGGGAGAAGGAGCUUUUGCUCUUGCGAGCUUUUGACAGCACUGGAAGAGCUCUUUAAAUGCUCCUCUGCAUGUGCUGAGACAGCUAAAGCAUCUCCUGCCUGUGUCUUCUUCCCCUUCUGUCCCAGAGGAUCACCCAGCCUGAUUGGUGUCCCCUGCCGCCCGCCCUCCCUGGCCUCCCUGCUCCCACGAGCAGUCUCAGGCAGAAACGUGGGCAGCUGGCUGUUCCUGGGGCAGACAACAAGUGUAAGAUGUUUUCAGUGAGGGUGGUAUUAAAGUCUGUCCAGUU
Messenger RNA from Athene cunicularia (burrowing owl), 2388 nucleotides. RefSeq names its product fatty acid amide hydrolase 2 (gene FAAH2). The transcript is spliced from 11 exons. The record is from RefSeq and is a predicted model, not a curated record. Lineage: Eukaryota; Metazoa; Chordata; Aves; Strigiformes; Strigidae. Bases 1 to 1443 code for a protein of 480 amino acids.